AUGAUAGAUGAGAAGUUGCAAGAGAUGUCGACUAAACCAGGUUUCGCUCAGUCACUGGAUGGAGUCAUUCUGUUUAACCAAAGGAUUUGUGUUCUGAAUAAUGUCGAGCUGAAAAGAAAAGUUUUGGAGGAAGGACAUAAAGGGGCGUUUACUAUACAUUUAGGUUCAUCGAAGAUGUACCAAGAGUUGAAGAAGGAUUAUUGGUGGCCUGGAAUAAAGAGGGAUAUUGCAGAUAUUUCAAUGGAUUUUGCAGUAGGAUUACCUCUUACCCAAGGUGGUUAUGAUUCAAUUUGGGUGAUUGUAGAUCGGUUAACUAAGUUCGCGCACUUCUUGGCCGUGAAGACUACUUACAAGGCAAGUCAUCUUGCAGGGUUGUUCAUUUCAGAAAUUGUUAGGUUGCAUGGUGUUCCAAAAGGUGUUGUGUCCGAUAGAGACCCAAAGUUUACUUCAAGAUUUUGGAAAGCAUUCCAGUAA
This is a messenger RNA of Lathyrus oleraceus (garden pea), 474 nucleotides long. RefSeq lists its product as uncharacterized. Gene Ontology annotation, biological process: DNA integration. The transcript is spliced from 2 exons. The record is from RefSeq and is a predicted model, not a curated record. Lineage: Eukaryota; Viridiplantae; Streptophyta; Magnoliopsida; Fabales; Fabaceae. The coding region runs from base 1 to 474 and encodes 157 amino acids. Gene Ontology annotation, molecular function: nucleic acid binding.